GCAGUCGCUGCCAUGCCUCACCUGUCGCCCUCCGAUCGUCCUCUCUCACGCGUGAGCUUGGCUCCUUCAGACACGACCUAUCACAGCUUCCACGAAGUCGAACUCUACGAACCCAACCUUGUUCCAGCACCUACACCGGGCCCGGCCGUCCGGAACUCUCCCGUGUUUCCCGCUUCCAAGGAGAACGACAUGUCGGUGGCGCCCGAGAUGAGCCGUCAGGACUCUGGCUACGGCUCCAUAUCCCGGCAGGACUCGCCAUCCUCUCAUCGACGCAUGUCAACAACGUCGGCCUCUUCGUCCGCACACCGGCGGCGCACAAGACCAUGUGUUCAGCGGUCGACAAAGUCUGGCCCCGUCUCGUACCUCCCGCGAAACAGCCGACGCCAGUCUAUCUCGACCCGUCCCGCCUACCAGUCACGCCAGUCGGAACCAAUAACAUUCUUCCACUUCCCCCAUUUCACCACCGCGGAACCCCCGGUGGACGAAACAGAAAUGACGGACAACGCCCGCCGUGCUCCGGAUUUCACGGGCGGGCCCAACUGUCCGUCGAGCUCCGAGACAUCGGCAUACCCUCUCCCGCCCCAGACAACACACUACUGGACAAGCGACCAGACACGACGGCUCGAAUACGCAGCCAUCGAUGCAGCUCGGAAGGGCGUUCGAGGCUGGGUCAUGCGCCACGUGGUCCCCGAUUGUUUCGUCCCGAAGAGUAAAAGACACAUGGGCUUCGAGGAUGAUCGGGGCAGCGUCGUGCGGUACCGGCUGGAGCUUGAUGCUGAGGACGGCCCCGAAAAGAGCGGCAAGCGGGGGAAGGGGUGGUGGGUCAGCAUGCGGAAUUUCCGUUGA
Messenger RNA from Lasiosphaeria miniovina, 846 nucleotides. RefSeq lists its product as uncharacterized. The annotation marks the transcript as partial. The record is from RefSeq and is a predicted model, not a curated record. Lineage: Eukaryota; Fungi; Ascomycota; Sordariomycetes; Sordariales; Lasiosphaeriaceae. The transcript has a single exon.